Messenger RNA from Capsicum annuum, 833 nucleotides. RefSeq lists its product as uncharacterized. Bases 104 to 496 code for a protein of 130 amino acids. The transcript has a single exon. NCBI's taxonomy places the organism in Eukaryota, Viridiplantae, Streptophyta, Magnoliopsida, Solanales, Solanaceae. The record is from RefSeq and is a predicted model, not a curated record.
ACAUCAAUACUCUCAACUGCCCUCUUGAACUUGUCCAAAUCCUAAAAUUUUCAAGAUAAAAAAUAGACUUUAUAUUAUAUCUUUUAAUAAUAUUUUUUUCUUCAUGUACCCACAUAGAAGAAAUACAGCCUCCUCAAUCUUGGAGGGUUUUUCACUAAAUCCAUUACCAUAUCCAGUUUUAUUAUUUUUAGCUGUAAUUUUCAUAUUUCUUGGUAUUCAAUGGUUUGUUACAUAUGAAGAAGUUAUGGAAGCUACUGAAGAAAGUUUUGGUUGGAUACUUCUGAUUGUGCCACUUGUCUUAUUAUUCGCCGUCCGAUGGUUAUCCACCAUGGACCCGCCGGAAUGGUUUUCCGGCGGGUCACCGUGGGACAGACGGCGGAGGAUGUAUCAACUGCCGUCGGAAGGAAGUUCACCAUGGGGGGUGGCUGCUUUGAUUGUGUUGUUGUUAGUAUUGUUGCAGUAUCAGUCUACUUUUCUUGAUAUGUGGUUCUUGUAAUUGUGUCCUUCUUACUUAGUAUUAUUAGUUUGUUGCGUAACAGAUGAGGUUGCUAAUAAGAUAUUUUGGGUUUGAGUUCCGGUAUAAAAAAAAUUUUGGUAGGGAGGCUACCCCGAAUGGGCCCGAUUUGGCUCAAAUCAAGAUUAAUCGGACAUUAAUAUGAAUAUCGGACAUCGAAUGGGAAAUAAAAGAAAAGUAUUAUUGGUUUGUUGUUACAAUAGGAAUUAAUUAAGGAUGUUGUUAUUAAUGUGAGUGCGUAUAUAUGUAAUUAUAGUGAUUGUAAUUUAAUUUCCACAAAGAAAUAGAAAUUAAUAGAACCAUAUGUUCGUUUGGAUCA